AUGGGAAAGGUCUUAAUAGUACUCUUCGCCCUUGCGGCAUGCUCCUCGGCGACAUUUGACCAGCUGCUGAAGAAAGGAAAAGGCGGCGGCGGGGGCGGUGGUCUGAACGAACUGUUCGACCUAAGCGGCCUGCUCGGUGGACUGUUCGGCGGAGGAGGCGGCGGCGGCGGAGGACCACCACCUCGUCCUAGACCCGUGUAUGGACCGCCACCGCCGCGACCGGUGUACGGACCACCGCCACCACGCCCAGUUUACGGACCACCACCGGCACCAGUGUACGGGCCACCUCCCCCGGUUCCAGUAAUACUAACAGUCAUAAGAAAGAAGCCAUCAUCGUCAUCGUCAUCAUCUUCAUCGCGAAGACAGCGGCCCCCACCCGGACGUCGACCAGUCUACGGACCUCCUCCACGGCCGGUCUACAGUGCCCCACCUCCACCACCACCACCAGUUUCACCACCUCCAACGCAGCCAGUUUUAAAAUCGGUCUAUCAGUAUCCUUCUUGUAGGCUGAACAACAGCCAGCCGAAUUCUCCCGUGUUUCCCGACCACAGCUUCCAGGACUCGUCCGUGCAACCAGCCGUUUCGUUGGUGAUCGUCCACUAUGAGAAGUUGAUCUUCUUUCGCAAGAGGAUGCAUUUUAUGCGCUUCGUUAGCAUCGGGAGUGACACAACUACUAACGUACAUGCCGCUUCACCGCUAGGUUUAACUACUCUGAAAGAAACCAAAACUAACAACGUGGCUUCUCUGAAGCUCAAAAGCUUUGCUGAUUUCCGCGUUCGCUCCAAAGAAGUAGAACAAUGUAGACUCCUUUACGGACCACCUCCUCGACCACUACCUCCACCACCUCCGCCAGCACCAGCUUAUGGACCUCCCUCGUACUCACCACCGGCUCCGAUCUACAUCUACGGACCUCCUUCCUACUCGCCACCAGCUCCCAUCUACAACCCUCCACCGCCAGCGCCGAUCUUCCAGUCUUCGCCACCGGCGCCAGUUCCUGCCCCCCAGUACGGACCCCCGCCUUCGGCACCAGCUCCCCAGUACGGACCGCCCCCUCCGGUGCACGCCCCAGAGUACAUUCCUCCACCUCCGCCACAGCAUUACAAUCCCGCACCGGCGAUAACGGUCGUUGAAGCGCCCCGCGUCGAGUACCUACCACCGGAGCAGAUCCAGCAGUUGCCCCUGCAGGACACCAACGUUAACUUCCAUGGACUGAGCUCGAGUGCGGUCGCCUCCGGUAGCGUGACUGCCGGCGGGGACUCCGAUGGCUACCACUACGGUAUCGGACGUGGCACCGGGCACUGA
Molecule: messenger RNA, 1302 nt
Organism: Sabethes cyaneus
Lineage: Eukaryota; Metazoa; Arthropoda; Insecta; Diptera; Culicidae
Exons: 10
Coding region: 1-1302 (433 amino acids)
Source: RefSeq, a predicted model, not a curated record